Molecule: messenger RNA, 710 nt
Organism: Camellia sinensis
Lineage: Eukaryota; Viridiplantae; Streptophyta; Magnoliopsida; Ericales; Theaceae
Product: multiprotein-bridging factor 1b
Cellular component (GO): nucleus
Molecular function (GO): DNA binding
Source: RefSeq, a predicted model, not a curated record
CAUUGAUGAAUCGCGCAAGGGUUUUUAGAUAUCUAAGAGAGAGAAGCGAUUAGAUUUUCGAUAUAUACGAAUCUAGAGAGAGAGAAGCAUUCAAGAAUGUCAGGAGUUGGUCCGAUCGCACAAGACUGGGAGCCGGUGGUGAUCCGCAAAAAGGCUCCGACCGCGGCCGCACGGAAGGAUGAGAAAGCCGUCAACGCCGCUCGCCGCGCCGGCGCUGACAUCGAAACUAUCAAGAAAUCAAACGCGGGCUCAAACAAAGCUGCCUCGAGCAGCACUACUUUGAACACUAGGAAGCUCGACGAAGAGACAGAGAAUCUUUCUCAUGAUAAGGUGCCAACUGAACUGAAGAAAGCCAUCAUGCAAGCUAGGAUGGAUAAGAAACUCACUCAGUCUCAACUUGCUCAACUGAUUAAUGAGAAACCACAAGUGAUACAGGAGUAUGAAUCUGGAAAAGCCAUUCCAAAUCAACAGAUAAUCUCAAAAUUGGAGAGGGCUCUCGGUGCAAAGCUGCGAGGAAAGAAGUAAAAGAAGCUGCAUGGAAGUUAACUUUGGGCUCUUUCAGCCUCUCUUUUUAGUCUUAGUACUUGGUGUUAGUAAAUGUAACCUUUUUCUUUUAAAACCGAUUGCCAUGGCUCAUCUGUAAGAAACUCUGGCUGAUGAAUGGUAAAACCUUUAUUCUGUUUUCUAAGAAUGGUAAAACUUGACUUAAA